AUGGGUGUCACCGUCAAGGAGAAUCUCGACUACAGCAUCAACCCGGGCGGGACGAUCUUGUUCGCGGUCAGCAUCAUCGCGCUCGUGCUGUCGCUGAGUGUCUUUGGCCUGCGCAUGUAUGUCAAGCUAUUCAUGAACCGCAAGGUGACGCCAGACGACUGGUGGAUGAUGGCGGCACAGCUCAUAUACAUCCCCUAUCUCAUCAUCUGUGCCUAUGGCCCCGCGGUCGCCGGCACCGGCCGCUGGACGGCCGAGCUGACCAAUGACGGCAUCGAGAUGGCGCUAUGGAUCUGGGCCAUCUGCGAGGUCAUCUACCCGCCGAUGAGCUUCUGCGUGCGCAUGUCGAUUGCGUGGUUCCUGCUCCGGCUGGCCGUGGUGCGGUGGCACAAGCGCGUCAUCAAGGGCGUCAUGUGGGCCAACGGGAUCGUCUCUGUUUUCUUCAUGAUCCCCCUGGUCGUGCAGUGCGUCCCGCUUUCGUACUUCUGGCUCCGACACAAGGGUGCCGAGGGGUACUGUAUCGACAAGGCGGUCGUGCCGGUCUCGACGAUUGUGCAUGCCGUGCUGGGCGCGAUCCUGGACUGGACCCUGGCGUUCCUGCCGAUUGCAAUGCUGUGGUCGGUGAGGAUCAAUCGCCGGACCAAGGCUGCCAUCGCGACGGUGCUGGGAAUGGGUGCUUUCUGCGGCAUCUCUCUUAUUGCUCGCAUCCCAUUCCUCAAGAUCAUCGAGAUCUCUGCAGACUUCCUGCACGCCACCACCGGUAUCGCCACAGUAGCAGUCCUCGAACCAGGUGUCGGCAUCAUCGCCGGCUCCCUCGUGACUCUCCAGCCACUGCUGAAGCGCUUCAAGCUCGGCUUCGCCUCG
Microdochium trichocladiopsis is the source of this 861-nucleotide messenger RNA. RefSeq lists its product as uncharacterized. The annotation marks the transcript as partial. The record is from RefSeq and is a predicted model, not a curated record. The transcript is spliced from 4 exons. Lineage: Eukaryota; Fungi; Ascomycota; Sordariomycetes; Xylariales; Microdochiaceae.